Paramisgurnus dabryanus is the source of this 3769-nucleotide messenger RNA. RefSeq names its product tumor protein p73 (gene tp73). The record is from RefSeq and is a predicted model, not a curated record. Gene Ontology annotation, cellular component: nucleus. Lineage: Eukaryota; Metazoa; Chordata; Actinopteri; Cypriniformes; Cobitidae. Gene Ontology annotation, biological process: apoptotic process; protein tetramerization; regulation of transcription by RNA polymerase II. Gene Ontology annotation, molecular function: DNA-binding transcription factor activity, RNA polymerase II-specific; protein binding; RNA polymerase II cis-regulatory region sequence-specific DNA binding.
CUUGCUCUCUUCCCAUUCAGUCUCAGUACAGCCUGCUGAGCAGCAGCAUGGAACAAAGUUUGGGGAACAGAGCAGCUUCGACCAGUCCGUACAGCUCAGAGAACACCUCCAACGUACCAACGCCGUCACCCUACUCCCAGCCCAACUCCACUUUCGAGGCCAUGUCUCCAGCCCCGGCCAUCCCGUCCAACACCGACUACCCCGGGCCUCACAACUUUGAGGUCACCUUUCAGCAGUCUAGCACCGCCAAAUCAGCCACCUGGACGUACUCGCCAUUGCUAAAGAAACUGUACUGUCAGAUCGCCAAGACCUGUCCGAUUCAGAUCAAACUGGCUGCCAACCCUCCCAAUGGCAGCGUGAUACGAGCCAUGCCCAUAUACAAGAAGGCCGAACAUGUCACAGAAGUGGUCAAGCGCUGCCCUAACCAUGAACUUGGACGGGAGUUUAAUGAAAGUCAAACAGCUCCCGCAAGUCACUUGAUACGAGUGGAGGGCAAUAAUUUGUGUCAGUAUGUAGAUGACCCUGUGACAGGUCGACAGAGCGUUCUCGUGCCAUACGAAGCUCCUCAGGUGGGCACCGAGUUCACAACCAUUCUGUAUAAUUUCAUGUGCAACAGCAGUUGUGUUGGUGGAAUGAAUCGUAGGCCUAUCCUCAUCAUAAUCACGCUGGAGACACGAGAUGGACAGGUCCUGGGUAGGCGUUCAUUUGAGGGACGGAUCUGUGCGUGUCCUGGCCGAGAUCGCAAAGCAGACGAGGAUCAUUUCAGAGAACAACAGGCUUUAAAUGACAGUGUGGCCAAAAACGGAAAUGCCUGCAAACGAAAUUUCAAACAGACCCCAGCCAAUAUGACGGGACCUCCCAUCAACAUAAAGAAAAGACGACAUGGAGAAGAGGAGAUGUAUUACAUACCGGUGCGUGGCCGGGAAAACUUUGACAUCCUGAUGAAGAUAAAGGACAGUUUGGAACUUGUGGAGUUUGUACCACAGCAGUUAGUGGACUCCUACAGACAACAACAACAACAGCUCUUACAGAGGCAGGGUCAUGUUUCAUCUCCGUCACACUAUGGCUCCAUUAAUAACAUGAAUAAGAUUCAUGGGCCAAUCAACAAGCUUCCCUCAGUCAACCAGCUUGUAACACAGCAGCAGACACAGCAGAACGCAGGGCCCUCUGGAGCCAUGUCACAUAUGGGUACGAACAUGUUGGGUGGACAUCACAUGCAGUCUAAUGGUGAUGUGAAUGGAGGUCACCCAUCACAGUCUAUAGUGUCCACCUCUCACUGUACCCCUCCCCCACCUUACAACCCCGACCCCAGCCUCGUCAGUUUCUUAACCAGCCUGGGCUGCCAAAACUGUAUCGACUACUUCACGUCGCAGGGACUCCAGAGUGUUUACCACCUUCAGACCCUUACCAUGGAGGAUCUUGGGGCCCUGAAGAUUCCUGAACAGUUCCGGUUGGCGAUCUGGAGGGGCCUGCAGGACAUGAAGCAGGGUCACGAUUACGGCCAGCAACUUAUUCGCUCCAGCAGUAACAUGGCCACUAUGGCCAUCGGCCCUGGAGGAGAGCUACAGCGUCAGCGUGUGAUGGAGGCCGUACACUUUAGAGUGCGUCACACCAUCACCAUCCCAAACCGUGGAGGGUCUACAGGGGGUGAGGAGUGGGGGGACUUUGGUUUUGAUAUGCCAGACUGCAGGAUACACAGGCACCCGAUAAAAGAAGAGUAUGCAGAAAGUGACGUUCACUGAAAAGGAAUGACUCAAUCCUCAAAGAUGCGCCUUUGCUCGUAUGAUUUUCAGUUUCUUAAAACUGCAAUGGACAGUUUAUAUUUUUUGUGUGUGUGCGUUUUCACAUAGUAGCACUUCCAAUGAUUCGGUACAAAUGUUUUGCAUAGGCUAAAUGAAUUGUAAAACAAUUGCUAGUGCUUUGUGGCUCCACAGACACUUUUCCCAAAUAGGAAUUAGAGUUUUUUUGUAUUCUCAGUUCAGUUGUGGCCUUAUGUUAAUGUUAGAUAGCACAAAACAACAUGACUCAUUAUUAUUAUUAUCAUAUUGUAGUUGUACAUGGUCAAAACCAUUGCCUUAUUUAUUUUUGGCUUAGUGUAAAAAUGUGCAAUUGUGUAUUAUAUUAAAUGUAAGUUUUAAAUAGCAGGAAGUAAUGCUCAUAGAUAAAGUGGAUUCCCUGAAAGCACACCUUAGUUAUUUUUUCAAUCACAGGUUUAUUAAAACCAGAUAAUAAAUAUGCUGGUUUGUGCAUCAAAAUACAUUGAAUGCAUUCUGCAAACAAUUUUAUUAAAAUUGAAAUUAGAUGCAUUCAAGAUGGACAUUUAACCAGAACUAACAUUUGAUCUUGGUGUUACUAAGGUAAAUUGAUAUUCUUCAGUGUCAUUAAAUACCUAACAGUCAACUAUUUGAUUUAAAUAACAAAGACACAGCACCAUACAAGUACAAGAAUACAAGAAUAGAAAUGUAAUUAUUAAUAGACACGUGUAUAGCUUUUAAUGUUGUUUUCCUUAAUUUUUUAAACAAGGCACAAUAUUUCUAACAAAUUUUUUUAGAUGGUGCUUUACCCUAAACCUUUUUAAAUCCUUUAUAUUUUUCUGUUAAGUAUUGUGUUGUUGACUGGGAAUAUCAUCAGACUUUAAAGUACCCGGUUUUGUGGUAUUGGCCUUGCAGGUCAAGGUUUUAUUUAUCAUACUAUGUAAUAAUAAUGUGUAUAAUUCACUUUGGUACUUGGUAAGCACACUGUACUCCCUAUAUUGUUUUUCAUUGUUUUAAUGAAUUCUGCUUGAUUAAAUAGCAAUGUGAGAAAAGCCAAGGUUUUAGGGUGAAGCUCAUGAAAACAUGUUAAGGUUGCAUUUUACCAGAAUAAUGAAAAUACAAUUUUUGUAAUUUUGGUAUUCUUUUUUUUUUACACAAACGACUACAGUUAUUUUCUUGUGUUUAAUUGGAAAUGUCACAAUGCAACACAUGGUCGUAAUUGUCUCUAAUGGAAAUAUGACAUGGGACAUGUUUUUGACAGGUUUCAAAAAAAUUGACCCAUUAAUAUGUUUUAACAAAGACAAACUAAAGAUCUUACUCUUUCAGGGCCCAGUAAUAUCACUUCUUGCUUAUACUAAGAAGAAAAAACAAGUGCUUUAAAGGGAACAGCUGAUGGACAUAUCGGUUUUCAUUUAAAUUGAUCAAAUCUCAUUUAACCUUUUUUUUUUGGGGGGGGGGUGAUGAAAGAAAGCAGAAGUGUUUUCUAUUAUAUGUACAAAUGUCUUGAUAAUCAACUGAAUAUUUGUAAGACAGUUUAUUUACAUGUCAUAGUGUAAAAUUUGCAUAAAACUGAACUAAGGGCCAUGAACAUUAAUACUUACAUUGUUUGAAUGUAGUAAAUGGUACAUUUGUAAAUUUUAAUCGAGCGAAUGCAUGUGUAAAUAACUAGUGUUAACCAUAACCUUCAUUUUCUCAUGUGAUAAGAAAACCACUUUUUAAAAUUGGAUGCUGUUGAAGGGAAAAAUAUGUUUUUUUUUAAUUGGCAGUGACGGUUAAAUGCUAUACAUCAAAGCACUUUAAGGCUUUAGGGUAUUGUAAACAAUGUUAUAUUCACAGUUAAUGUCAGUCAGUAUUAUGUCAUGUUGUCAUGUUGUAAUUUUGACAACUACAGAUUUUAGAAAUGUUUUAAGAUAUUGUGUUUUUAUCAAAGAGCUGUAAUGCUAUUUCUUUUUUAUAUCACCACGUUUGAAUUAUGUAAAGUGAUUUCUUUUUAAAAUAAAUACUAAACGUGUGCA